Anopheles merus is the source of this 2111-nucleotide messenger RNA. It is a transcript of the gene mdy, whose product is annotated as diacylglycerol O-acyltransferase 1. The transcript has 9 exons. Gene Ontology annotation, biological process: triglyceride biosynthetic process. Gene Ontology annotation, molecular function: diacylglycerol O-acyltransferase activity. Lineage: Eukaryota; Metazoa; Arthropoda; Insecta; Diptera; Culicidae. The record is from RefSeq and is a predicted model, not a curated record. Gene Ontology annotation, cellular component: endoplasmic reticulum membrane. The coding region runs from base 328 to 1830 and encodes 500 amino acids.
CGCUCCCUUCCAAUAACGGUUGCGGCGUCCACUCUCCACUGUCGUCGUCGUCGUCGUCAGUCACGUUCGCGUAUUCAGUUCGGUUCUACAAGGCGCGGCACGAGGAACUGCCUGCGCUGCGCUGCCAAAGGGCGAUGAUAAUGGUGUGCACCGAUCGGUUUAAAUUUAAUCAGUAAAAGUAUCCCCCAGUGUGCCUGUGCCUGUGUGUGCGUGUAGUAGAGAGAUGGUUGUUUCUUCCUUUCCAGACCUUCGUCCUGGUUUGUGUCCAGCCUCGUUCGUUCCCUGUGUAGCACAUACCAAAGACCACGCCCGCCAAACAGUGAAAGCAUGUCGGGCGAAACGCACCACUCAGCGGCGGCGGAGGAGAACAAGGUCCGGUACCGGCGGACGCAGAGUGUAACGCGGGCGGAAGAGAUCACCAAAAAGGAAUCGGAACAGCGCAAAUCACAGCCGGACAAACCAUGUCACCGACCACGGGAUUCGCUGUUCUCGUGGAGUUCCGGCUUCGACAACUUCACCGGUCUAGUCAAUUGGGGCUUUCUGCUGCUCACGAUGGGAGGCAUACGGCUGGUGCUCGAGAACUUUAUCAAAUACGGUAUCCGCGUCGAUCCGGUGCAGUGGUUCACGGUGCUCACCGGCAAAGGUGAAGGUGAAGGUUAUCCCUCGGUGUUGCUGAUCAGCUACUCCCUGGUGCCCGUCAUGAUUUGCCUGAUGAUGGAGCGUGCGCUGGCGAGCGACAUCAUACCCGAAAGUGCCGGAAUGGCUGUACACAUCGUCAACAUUAUCGUGCUCGUGCUAAUCCCGAUGGUUGUGAUACACGUGAAGGGACACAUAUUUAGCUUAGUGGGAGCUAUGACGGUAUGCUUCAUCUAUUGCAUACUGUUCCUGAAGCUUUGGAGCUACGUGCAGGUGAAUCUGUGGUGUCGCGCGGAAAAGAAACAGCACCGACACAGUCGCUCCGGCCGGCGACAAAGCAUAACGAUAGCGCAAUUGCAGAAUGGAAGGGAACAGGAAGCGGAACGUACGGCCAACGGUAGCGCGACCGGUUACUGCAACGAUAAGGACAAAGUACCGGCCCUGGUACACUAUCCGGACAAUCUGCAUCCGGUCGAUCUGUUCUACUUCCUGCUGGCGCCGACCCUCUGCUACGAGCUGAACUUCCCCAAGACGAACCGCAUUCGGAAGCGGUUCCUGAUCAAACGCAUGCUGGAGGUGGUGAUCGGGGUGCACAUCGUGAUGGGUCUGUUCCAGCAGUGGAUGAUCCCGUCGGUGCGCAACUCGCUGGUGCCGUUUUCCAACAUGGAUCUUACAAAGACGGCCGAACGUUUGCUAAAGCUGGCGAUUCCAAACCAUCUGAUGUGGCUGUGCUUCUUCUACCUGACGUUCCACUCGUUCCUAAAUCUGAUGGGCGAGCUGCUACACUUUGCCGACCGGAACUUUUACAGCGACUGGUGGAACGCGAACAACAUUGACACGUUCUGGCGCACGUGGAACAUGCCCGUGCACAAGUGGUGCGUUCGCCAUCUGUACAUCCCAGUGGUGGAGCUCGGCUACUCCAAGGUGGCCGCCUCGGUGAUCGUGUUCUUCUUCAGCGCCUUCUUCCACGAGUAUCUCGUCAGCGUGCCGCUGAAAACGUUCAAGGUGUGGGCAUUCACCGGGAUGAUGGCGCAGAUUCCGCUCUCGUUCGUUGCCAAGUACAUGGAGACGAACUACGGACCCCGGUGGGGCAAUAUGCUCGUGUGGGCCUCGAUUAUUCUGGGCCAACCGUUGGCCAUCAUGAUGUACUAUCACGACUUUGUCAUCACCAACUACAACGAUGUGCUGGUGUGAGAGGGGAUACACUUUUUGACCACACCAAAAGUGCCAAAAAGAGAGAGGAAGAGAGAGAGGGAGGGAGAAUGCGAACAUUCCACAAUACACACAUCACGUAAUCUACAUUCACACACACAGACUGCUGUCCAUCAUCGUUCCACGGCUCGUUGCCGAAGAUCGCCAAUUUGUACAUCUUUUUGAUAAAGCCGUUUUUGUACAGGUUAAUGUUUUCUUUUGUCUUUUUUUUAAUAAUAAAAAAAGUAUUUUGUUCUUUCCGUCACUUUUGUACGAGACAAUAA